Molecule: messenger RNA, 1458 nt
Organism: Branchiostoma belcheri (Belcher's lancelet)
Lineage: Eukaryota; Metazoa; Chordata; Leptocardii; Amphioxiformes; Branchiostomatidae
Product: jmjC domain-containing protein 7-like
Exons: 4
Coding region: 170-1138 (322 amino acids)
Molecular function (GO): 2-oxoglutarate-dependent dioxygenase activity
Source: RefSeq, a predicted model, not a curated record
GCUUUUGUAGAGCUCUUUUGUAAGGAGGUUAGAAAUAAAUAGACCUGCUUAGUUUUUGUAGCUAAACUAUUGUUGCGAAAGUAAGAAGGUGACAUUUUCUGGAAUCAUGGAAGAAGACAUCUUAGUCUCGUUUUUGUUCUAAGGAACAGUCCACAGAGGGACAAGUGUAAUGUCCAGUGAAAGUAGUUGUGAAGGGCUUGGCCAGUGUCUUCAAGAUGUGGCAGUGGAGGCCAGAGAACUGUACCUGGACCCUCACGUCCCCUAUCUGGACCUGCCCCCCUCCCCGCUGGACUUCCACAGGUCCUGGGUGUCUCCCAACAAACCUGUCAUCAUCAGGACAGCCACCCAACACUGGCCGGCACUCAGCAAGUGGACACCACAGUACUUUCGACAAACCCUUGGACAGAAGGAAGUGACUGUAGCGGUCACCCCAAAUGGUUACGCAGAUGCAGUGUGUGAUGGCAAGUUUGUCAUGCCCGAAGAAAGGACUAUGAAAUUCUCCUCUUUUUUGGAUAUUAUGGAAAGGAAAACACGGUCCAAUGGAGUCUUUUAUAUCCAAAAACAAAACUCAAAUUUCACAGAGGAGUUCAAAGAAAUUAUAUCAGAUGCAGAUGUGGAGAUUUUCUGGGCAACAGAUGCUUUUGGAAAACUACCUGAUGCGGUGAACUUCUGGAUGGGAGAGGAGGCUGCUGUUACCUCCAUGCACAAGGACCACUAUGAAAACCUGUACUGUGUCAUAUCAGGGCAGAAAACCUUCACCCUGCUCCCCCCCACAGACCUCCCAUUUAUCCCAUAUGGACUCUUCCAGCCCGCCAGAUACCAUGAAAAUGCGGAGGGCACGUUUGACGUGAUUGAUGAAAAGGACGUAGAUUUGGUACCGUGGAUACCUGUGGACCCCCUUGACCCUGACCUGGACAGGUAUCCAGAGUUUAGUCACGCCCACUCCUUCACCUGUACUGUAGAGGCAGGUGAGAUGCUGUAUCUGCCAUCUCUGUGGUUCCAUCACGUCCAGCAGUCGCAAGGAUGUAUCGCCGUCAACUUCUGGUACGACAUGGAGUAUGACAUCAAGUACAACUACUUCAAGUUCAUGGAAGCUGUUGUUGCCAGGAAAAAUAGUGUUUUUAAAAAGGACAAAUGAUGAAUGAAACUGCAACAACAAUUUCUGUUGCCCGCUUACACGUCAAACGGUCAGAGAAGCCAUCUGUCUGAUUGAGAAAAGAUUAUAACUUUUAACCCAACAUCUGCUUGGAGAUUAUCUAUAAUCACACCCUUUUCCAAUCUGCAUUACACUGUACAUGUAGACAUUUUUUCAUGCAUGUGGUCCAAGACCUCCUUUGAACUAUAAGGAGUUUUAAAAAGAAAUUUUAAAAGAUGUUUGUGUUGUUGUCGGAAGAAGUCAGAUGCUGUGAUGCAGGGACAUGUGAUCCACAUGUGUUGUGACUGAUAUUUACUUAGUCU